GACCAGGGGGUUUUGUUUGUUGAAUAUGACUGGGGACUUGAGUAUGUCAGUGAUGUUAUAGAUGGGGAUAGAUCACAAAAUGUGAUGACAGCUGAUAGGGUUCAAUAGCAAAUACAAUUCACAUUCCUCUUUCCACCAUAAUUUUUUUUCCCUGUGUAUUUGAGAGUUUGAUCUACAUAGGGGAGUUUCAAUCCCACAAUUAAAAACUAUACACUUGAUGGGCUCAUGUGGCCAAGAAAAGAUUAUACGUUUUCGUGCCAGAACAUACAAGACAUCCAAAUGAAAUCAUAAUGAUGAUAAAGAUUAGUUUGACCCAUUUCAGUCCUCUCGGUGACCGCUGGCGGACCUCGCGCCUUAGAUUGGGCAGCUGUGCGCCUCCCGAGGCUCGUCUCCUGAUUGGCUGGACGGAAGCUGCGCGGUGACGCGGAGAGCCCAGCUGAGCAGAGCGGCGUCUCCGGAGUGUCAACUGUCAACCUGUGGGAGAGUUCACGAGAUCAAUUGGCGCGUCCACGUGGAUAGAAUCAAACAUGGAGCUGUUGGUUCGGUACCUGGAGAGGAGAAGCUCAGCGAGCUCUGUCAUGACUCAAGAUAUUAUUAAAGAGGAGAACCUGAGAGAUGACCUGCGCUACUACUUCAUGAGCCCGUGUGAGAAAUAUAGGACCCGACGACAAAAACCCUGGAAACUGGGAGUUCAGAUCCUGAAAAUUGUCAUGAUCACGACACAGCUCAUCCUGUUCGGCCUCAACAACCAGCUGGUGGUGUCCUAUAAGGAGGAAAACACCAUGGCCCUCAAAAACAUCUUCCUGAAGGAUUUUCGUGGGGUGGAUGAAGACGACUACAGUGUUGCUGUCUACACCCAACAUGGUGUAUAUGAAAGUCUAUUUCAUGUCCUGGAUCAGUACAGCCAGUUGGGCCGGCUCUCUACGGGUCCCAUCACAUACGCCGAGGACGAGGACGGCAAACUGCUUCCGCUCAUCGUCUGUAAACAGCACUACAAGAGAGGCAUCGUGCAGCCGUCGGACGAGGCCUACGACAUGGACGCCCAGCUGGAGACAGUUUGUUUGUCUCAUGAUCCAAAGACUGCAAACCUGCAGAGAACCCAUAAUUCAUCCUUUUUUGACCUGGAUUUUUACAGGCUUGUCGACAUCACAAUAACUUUCCAGCUGAAGGGAAUCAACCUGCAGACAGUGCGUUCACGGGAGUUGCCUGACUGCUACUUGUUCCAUGUCACGAUAACAUUUGAUAACCAGUGUCACAGCGGAAAGGUGAAAAUAUUCCUGGACACAGACGCUCAGAGCAGCACGUGCAGAGACUGGAAGAUAUCUGGAACGGCUCAGAAGAACACACACUAUCUUCUGAUAUUUGACGGCUUCGUCAUUCUGGUCUGCCUCACGUCUGCCGUGCUGUGCACCCGCUCCAUCGUGCUGGCCGUGAGGUUACUGCAGAGAUUCUCACGAUUCUUCCGCGAGAACUACAAUCGUAAAGUGUGUGAGGACGACCAGAGUGAGUUUCUGAACGGCUGGUACGUGCUCGUCAUCGUCAGCGACCUCUUGGCCAUAAUUGGAACCAUACUGAAGAUGGAAAUACAAGCAAAGAGUCUGACGAGUUAUGAUGUGUGCAGCAUCUUUCUGGGAACAUCUACAUUAAUGGUGUGGGUCGGUGUGAUCAGGUACCUGGGAUACUUCCAGAAAUACAAUGUGCUGAUUUUAACUAUGAAAGCAGCUUUCCCUAAGGUCCUGCGUUUCUGCUGCUGUGCUGGCAUGAUCUACCUCGGCUACACCUUCUGCGGGUGGAUCGUACUUGGCCCGUACCAUGAGAAGUUCGAGGGCCUGAGUCGCGUGGCGGAGUGCCUCUUCUCCCUGGUGAACGGUGACGACAUGUUCACUACCUUCGCCCAGCUGAAGGACAAAAACACGUUGGUGUGGCUCUUUAGCCGGGCUUACCUCUACUCCUUCAUCUCCCUGUUCAUUUACAUGGUGCUGUCGCUCUUCAUCGCCCUCAUCACGGACGCCUAUGAGACCAUCAAGAACUACCAGAGGGACGGAUUCCCGUUGACGGACCUGCACAAAUUCCUCAGAGCGCAAAAAGAUUUCCCUGUCGCGGAGGAGAGCAGUCAGACUGAGGAUCACGUCAGGAGCUCUGUGUUCUGCUGCUGCCAACGACCCCCCCCGAAGAUGGCCGAGCAGAACCACAGCUGUCAUUCUGACAAGCCCAUGGGCUUCUUCUACAACAACAGUGGCGCUGAAGAUAAAUGGGACAAAACGCAGCUCAUUCUGGUUCAGGUCGUGGGCUCUCUCUUCUGCUGUUUCAUCCUGGUCUCCAACGCUAUGGUCAUCGCUGCCGUCAUCACCAACAAGAGGUUUCACUACCCUUUCUACUAUCUCCUGUCCAACCUCGCCGCCUCGGACUUCCUCGCAGGCAUAGCAUACGUGUACCUAAUGUUCAACACCGGGGAGGUGUCGCGUAAACUGACAGUUAAAGAAUACUUUAUCCGCCAGGGUCUGCUGGAUGUCAGUCUCUCAGCCUCACUGUCUAACCUGCUGGUGAUAGCUCUGGAGCGCUACAUCUCCGUCAUGAACUUUAAAGUCCACAGCAACCUGACAAAGAGGAGGGUGACGCUGCUCAUCGUGCUCGUGUGGGCCGUCUCCAUCUUCAUGGGGGCCGUGCCGAGUCUGGGCUGGAACUGCAUCUGCAACCUGAGCGACUGCUCGCAGCUGGCUCCCAUCUUCAGCAGGAGCUACCUGACCUUCUGGUCUGCGUCCAACCUGGUGGUGUUCCUCGUCAUGGUGGCCAUCUACAUGAGGAUCUACACCUACGUCAAGAGGAAGACGUCGGUGCUCAUGCCACACACCAGCGGCUCCAUCAACCGCAAGAGGACGCCCAUUAAGCUCAUCAAGACAGUUAUGGUUGUGCUCGGUGCCUUUGUGAUUUGCUGGACCCCCGGCCUGGUUGUCCUGCUGCUGGAUGGUCUCAACUGUAAGAGUUGCAAUGUCAUGAAAUCGAAACGCUGGCUGCUGCUGCUGGCCGUGCUCAACUCCGUCAUGAACCCCUGCAUCUACUCCUACAAGGACGAGGAGAUGUGGACAACCUUCAAGAACCUCCUGCGCUGCAUUGGAAAUGGCACCCGGCGUCAGCGGUCGACGAAGGCCAAUGCCAGGCCACUCAGCUCUGCUCAGGAUACAGGCAACAGUCAGCCCCCGUCAGAGGAGAUGAAGAGUGAAGAUCAGGGAAUACUCAAGACCUGAAAAUGUAACUUUUUAAAGAGUUUUGCAGAACUUCUGGCCAGCUCCGACUGGACACACCUAUGAAGGUUCAGAUUUGGAGAUGACUUGAAAGAGAAACUACACACUUUGUCUCCAGUGCAGAGCUGAGAUGGAGACGAGAGACUUUGUUGCACUAAUAAUGUCAGCAAAUGGAUGCAAAGGUGUGCUUUUCCCAGUUUUUUCAGGAUUUCAGUUUUUGAACACGACUCCCACUUCUAUUGAAUGAGAGACUGCUGAUGCUGUUUAAUCCUGCUCCUUCGUCUCCCUCAUCCCUCCCCGUGGGAUCUUUAAACGUGGAUGAUACUGUGCUCCAACGACUGAAGAGAGAACCCAGUAUGUCAGUGCAUGGCCGUACAUUUCUACUUUUAACCUCAAAAGGGGUAAACAUCAUGCAAUGGGUGAUUUUUCUUUAACAGAUGCACUAGUCAAGCUAGCCACUUGUUUAAAGGCAGGUACUAUAACAUUUUACAUUUGUUUACUGCUGUACUACCAUGCAUCUACCACUAACUAAGUCUAGAAAUCCACACCCACCUUUCAAGGCAGUUUUGCCUCUGAGGAACAGAUAACAGCGUCACUCCUCUCUUGUCCCAUCGCUCUUCUUUUAUCAGCUCAACCUAAGCAAACGGAUAAACUCCAACCUGCAGCACCUCAUGGCAGGCAAAGUUUUUUCACCCUGUAGCAUUGUUUCACAUCCACCCCAACCCACUGAACUCACUGCCUGUUGCUGCUCUGACGAAACAGCUGCUCACCUGAGAGUGGAGGGAUUUUAAAACGGUAAGCAGCAUAGAGAUUAGUUUCACAACAGGGCUUGCAAUGACUUCUACUGCAUAGUUGUCUAAUAUGAACAUCACCUUGAAUGAUCCCCACAGAGUUCUCAAAAUGGGUAACAUAAUAUGUAUUCAUACAUCAUGCAAUAUCUGUUAUUAUAAUGUAUUUUAUAAUGGAGUAUAAUGAUAUACAGAUUGUGACUUGAUCCUAAACUUUUAUGGCAUUCACUACAUUUUUAGCCUUGGCUGCCGUGGGGGCUCAUGGCCAGUGUUGGUCAGUUGGUCUAUCAUGAAAUAUUGUAUAGACAUUCAUGGUCCCCAGAGGAUGACUCCAUCUGAUGGCAGUAUCCCCUGAUGUUUCAUUUAAAACCUCCAGCAGGUCGAUGUUUUUACUCAUCUGAUGAUAUAGCUCAACGUCUAUCAGAAAUUUUGCUACAGAUAAUAUCUUCUCAUGGCUUGAUGAUCCCUGACUUUCCCUCUAGCACCACAACGUGUUUGAUAUUUGUGGUUUUGAGUUUUGUCUCGAAAACUGAGACAUUUGGCGGAGACGUCCUUCUCGGUAUGUUUACGACCAAAUAUCUUUUUAAGACGAAGCUCAUUCUCAUCAGCCUCGGCUAGUGCUAAUUAGCAACUGACCGCAUUCAUUCAUGCUUAGAUGGUGAACAUGGAAACAUUUGACAGGGUUUGCAAAUCCUGCUGAUCAUUUAUCGCAGCCUCACAGACGAGUGUCUGCAGCCUUCUUGAAUAGUGAACACACCACCUACUUGGCACCUUACGAUGACCCAACCAAACCGUAAUGUUACCUGCAAAUCCUGUUUUACCGAGUCUCUCCCUCUGAUCCCACUGCAGCAAGGAUGUUAGCGUACUAACAAAAAUAACGCUGAAAUCAUCAAUGGAAACUAUUACAUGUACAUGACUUGCACUUGCAGUCAGUAGUUGAUGAAGCACCACUGCCUGAGAUUUGCGAAAGCUCAAGAGCUGCUACUUGAGGUGAUUUACUCUUUUCAUGAGUGACAUUUAGUUUCCAAAGGUCGAGAGAAAAUAGUUGACUCUUAGGAACAAGAUUGUCCACUUAAUUAGACGGAAAAGGACUUGCAUCAGUUCAAGUGCACCCUCUGCCAAAAAAAACAAGCUAAAACCCUUUCUCUGAUAGAAACCUGUAGCUAUUUGAAUUGUCCUGUAAAUAUCACCCAUCUGAAAUGUUUAAUGGAAAAUGGUGAAAUGUUGUAGCCCAAAGGCGAAACAAGCAAAACACAUUUAAACAUUAACACACGUUCUGUAGGUUAUAAACAGCAUAUUCUUUGCAUCUAGAUGUCAAUGAGUAAGUGAUGUUAAUAUAUUCAGCGUACCGUAUACAUGGUUUCCUCUGUUCCUCCCAUAAAGCCUUUGAAUCCUGUUAAAGUUUCACUUCCCUCUAAUUUACUCAAGUCGACAUGCUUGAAAUGCAGGCCUGUUCAUAACCUUUCACUCUUUACAACCAAAAACCCACAGCAGCUUUACCUCCCCCCAGCCCCCUCCAUGCUUUAGGAGACUUGCUCCUCAGCUUUCCUUAUCUCAUGUAUGUUAAAUGCUUUUUUUUAAUGCAGUUCAACACAUGACACAUGACUCUGCAUACACAACGAUUUAGGAGAAGGUUCAACACUGUACAAUUUACCAAUAGAAAACUACUCAGGAUGUAAAGACAUUUGCUUUACGUUUCAGGUCGAGGUUAGACUUGAUCUAUUAAGAACAUGCUGUAUUGUAGCAAGUGCUGUAUGUCCUCUGAGCCCUCUGUGGACCUGUCCUGACUGUUCCCGGCCGCUCUGGGUUUUGAAUAGCCCAAAACAUCAACUGUAAACUGUUUGCUGUGGCAGCGCUUUUUCUACAUCUGUGCUCUAAUUAUGCGUUCCUUAAAAGCCAAUUAAAUUUCCCAGAUGUUCAGAAA
This is a messenger RNA of Scophthalmus maximus (turbot), 5954 nucleotides long. Its product is annotated as mucolipin-2. Gene Ontology annotation, biological process: G protein-coupled receptor signaling pathway. Bases 528 to 3245 code for a protein of 905 amino acids. The record is from RefSeq and is a predicted model, not a curated record. Gene Ontology annotation, cellular component: membrane. Gene Ontology annotation, molecular function: lysophosphatidic acid receptor activity; NAADP-sensitive calcium-release channel activity. NCBI's taxonomy places the organism in Eukaryota, Metazoa, Chordata, Actinopteri, Pleuronectiformes, Scophthalmidae. The transcript is spliced from 15 exons.